Molecule: messenger RNA, 2849 nt
Organism: Astrephomene gubernaculifera
Lineage: Eukaryota; Viridiplantae; Chlorophyta; Chlorophyceae; Chlamydomonadales; Astrephomenaceae
Source: the annotation of a GenBank genome assembly
AACGUGCUGAAUAAGUGAUAUCUUCGAAAAAGCACCCCAAACGUGUAAGGACGGCGGAUAUCAACAUUUGCUGUAAUUUGUAUGUUUCCUAGAAAAUUGUCAAUGGUUUGGCUACACCUCAUAUUGACGUAAAGCGCUGCUAAGCUGUCGCCAGCAAUGUCGGCGGGACCAAAGCUUCGUGAACUAUGUGCAAAGGUUGCCGCGCAGUCUUCACUAUCAGCCGCGCACGUUGCCUGCGCACAAACUGCGACCCCCUCAAGCGCCGCGCUCUCCAUGACUCCACUAUCAGCCAUCACUCGUCUGUCCCUCUCCCGGCGCGUCCCCGGUGGCGUCAACGCAUGGCGACUGCUGCAUGCGUGCAGUGGUUCAUUUGACGGAGCCCAACCAUCCCCGCAGCUCAGCCCUGCAUCCUCAGCACCCUCAGAUACCGCUACAGUCGCCGCUGCUGCCGCAUCCCACUCAAACAGCACCAGCAACAUCAGCAUCAGCGCCGCUAGCAACACCCAAAGCAACGGCCUGCCAGCUACCCCUACUCACCUCCCCAACCCCACAUCCCAACAACAACAACAGCUCCUGCACCACCACCGCUGGAAAGCGCCCACUCUCCCUUCACAACACUCCUAUCACCCUCAACCUCACCACCCUCAGCACCCACAUCAUCAUCAGCACCCCCACCCUCAGCACCAGCACCAAGCCCCCCUUCUCUCGCAGCCCUUCCGCCGCCCCCUCUCUGUGCAACCCGAGGCUGCUGUGUAUGCGGGCCCCUCGCCCCGCACCGCCCGAGUCACGCUGCGAACCAUCCGCAAGAAGUACGACGCGGGGGAGCCGCUGACCAUGGUGACGGCGUACGACUACCCCUCCGCCGUACAUGUUGAUACAGCGGGUAUCGACAUCCUGCUUGUGGGCGACAGCGCUGCCAUGGUGGUCCACGGACACGACACCACCCUGCCCAUCAGCCUGGACGACAUGACCAGCCACUGCCGGGCGGUGGCGAGGGGGGCGAGGAGGGCGUUCCUGGUGGGCGACCUGCCGUUCGGGUGCUACGAGACCGACCCACGGGACGCCGUCAAGUCGGCGGUGCGCAUGCUCAAGGAGGGCGGCAUGGACGCGGUGAAGCUGGAGGGCGGCAGUCCCGCCCGUGUGGAGGCUGCUCGAGCCAUCGUGGAGACCGGGGUGGCGGUGAUGGGGCACGUGGGCCUCACUCCGCAGUCCGUCAGCGCCAUAGGCGGCUUCCGCCCUCAGGCCCAGGUAGCUGAGGAGGCGCUGCGUGUGCUGGAUCAGGCUCAGGCGCUGCAGCGGGCAGGGUGCUUCGCGCUGGUGCUGGAGUGCGUACCCGGACCCAUUGCGGCGGGCAUCACACGCGUGCUCAGCAUACCCACCAUCGGCAUCGGGGCGGGCGGGGAGUGCAGCGGACAGGUGCUGGUGUAUCACGACCUGCUGGGGAUGAUGAGCCACCCGCACCAUGCCAAGGUGACCCCCAAGUUCUGCAAGCAGUACGCGCGUGUGGGCGACAUCAUCGGCUCCGCGCUGCAGCGCUACCGACAGGAGGUGGAGGAGCGCGUGUUCCCCGGGCCGCAGUACUCGCCAUACCGCAUGCCGGAGCAGGAGGUUCGCUCCCUGGCAGAGGCGCUGCGGGGUCGCGGCCUGGGCGCAGCGGCCGAGGCGGUGCUGGAGGAGGCGGAGAAGCUGGCGGCGGCGAGGAGGGAGGCGGCGGCGGCCAAGGAGGCAGCGGCGGCGGCGGCAGCAGCGGCAGGGGGGAGCGGCAGCGGGGGUGGCAGUGGCGGGGCGGCCGGAGGGGCAGGUCGUGGCGGGGCUUAGGUGCGUGCGUGUGUGUGUCGGGGGGCGGGGGGUUGCGGGCUGAGUUAGAUGGGUCGCGUGAAACGUAUGUGAUCUGAGGGAGGGUUGGAGAGGCAAACGUGCGUGUGGCUUGUACGUGUGUAUGUGAGUGUGAGUGGGUGUGCAUGUGUGGGGAGGGCUGGGAGGUGGGGAGGGGUUGGGCAGGAGGAGGAGAUGGCGGAGGAGGAAGGGGACCGUACAUGGCGUUGGGUGGUUGCUGGCUCAGCGGCGGUUCAUGGUUCGUUGGGGUGUGGGGGUGGGGGUCAGAGAGAAACAAAUGGAACCCAGGCCUCGGUAAGUCGUGCCGGGGGGGAAUUAUAAAGAAGUGCAACAACACAGUCACAGUCCAGACCGGAUUGGGACUGUGGGGGGGGGGGCGGCAGAGUCCCAGUGCAGAGAGCUGCAGCGCUUCGUGGAGCCACAUGGCGCCACAUGGAGAGGAAGGAGAAGAGGAAGAUAUCACGUUGCACAUGUUGCAGUUUUACUCCUUGGUAGGCCAGAGGGGAGAGGAUCUCUGGCGGCCGUCCUUCUUGAUUUGUGUUGUGUUGUGUUGAGGCAUUCUCGGAGAGGAAUGACGCUCGAGGCGCACGGAUCUGUCGGGUCAUUCAUGCCAACUUUUGACAAGACGUAUGCUGCAGCGUGCUGGCAGGCAGCUCUUUUGAGGCGUAUCUGGGAUUUAUGUGCAUCUCUUUUGAAGCGCAUGGACUUCUGCAUAUGACUAUGCCGCAUGUCCGAAGAAUGCGCCGGUUUUGCGUGAGGAAUGGAGCUGCUUCGGGGUCUCCUAGGCUGCUUUGCCGGGCUGCUUGUGCUUAUGGCAUCAGCAGGAGCAAAGUCUGAACAUUAUUCGGCACGGGAGGAGUGGCUGCUUGCGGCCAGGUUCCUGCAAAAGGUGCCAAGAAGGCGGCCCGCUUUGUUAUGCCUUUCGUGCAAAAUGCGAGGAUUUCAUUAACGUUGAUGCCGCCGGCGUAGCGCUGAAGAAGCGAACGUAUCGGCAUUCUUGGCUGCUGCUGUUC